CUCUGACACGGGUCCUUCAAUAAGAUCCACAAUGAACGGCGCCCUGAUCUGCAUGGCACUUUUUCUGCCUUACAGCUUGGCUGUCCCAAUAGCUCACGACCCUGAAGCACAGAGCGUUGAGGAUAUGAAGUUUGUAGAGGCUUAUCUCGAUAAGUACUUCCCAUCAUCAUCAUCACACCUUAAAAGUGGCGGUCAAAGCAUAGAGGAGAAGCUCAGACAAAUGCAGAGUUUCUUUCAUUUGACGGUCACUGGGAAAAUGAACCAAGAAACGAUGGCGACAAUGGAGCAGCCUCGGUGUGGAGUCUCAGAUAUCUCAGAAAAAUCUGCAGUAAGAUGGGGAAAGACAUUGCUGACGUACAGGAUUAAUAACUACACCCCAGAUAUGCCGAAGUCCAAGGUGGAAGAGGCAAUAGCAAAGGCAUUCAAGGUGUGGAGCGAUGUGACCCCAUUGCAGUUCAGGAGAACUUCCAGACCUGCUGAUAUUGAAAUCUGGUUUGCGACUGGUGCCCAUGGCGACGGUUCUCCUUUUGAUGGAAGAGGAGGGACGUUGGCUCAUGCCUAUUUUCCUGGACGAGGCAUAGGGGGAGAUGCUCAUUUUGAUGACAGCGAGCGCUUUUCGGAAUUCAACAGAGAAAUCAACCUAUUCCUUGUUGCUGCACAUGAAUUUGGCCAUUCCUUGGGACUGAGCCAUUCGAAUGUCCGUGGUUCUUUGAUGUUCCCUUCCUAUUCCUUUGUGAACCCAAAUAACUUCAACCUCCCAAACAACGACAGGCAAAGGAUUCAGAGAUUAUACGGACUGCCAAAGUGAAACCCUCAAAGCAUCACGGAUAAAAUUCAUCUUGUAUCUUUAAACAUCUUUGGCAACCCUAAGAAGAAGUAGCACUAGGGCCAACUUAGAGACAUUUAUGUUUACGAUAUAUUCACAUAUAGGGGAAUUUCUUCACUCUAGUCUCUAUUCCCCUUUUCCAAGGCUUCCCUUUACAAGGGAGAAAAAGUCCUAAAAUCUGCAAUACUUAACUGGGUGAUGAAACUUUGAACUUUCAUUUUCUGUCUGGUUAUUUAUCUAUGUAUUCGCUUGCAAAGGAAGACUCCGGGUUAUGCCUGCUUGUCCUGAUAUCAUUGUGUUAGCUUUUGCAAAGAAAACAUUGUGCUGUGUGUCUCAGGCCUGAUCAACUUUGACACACACAGCAAGGCUGUUUUUUUUAAAGUUCUCUGUUCAGUUCCACCCACAAACUGGGUUGUAACGGAUGAACCAAUUACGUGUUUCAACACCAUGAACUAUUUCCACCUUGUUUAGUUCACAUUUGUUUUAGGGCAGGAA
Messenger RNA from Podarcis muralis (Common wall lizard), 1321 nucleotides. Its product is annotated as collagenase 3-like. The record is from RefSeq and is a predicted model, not a curated record. Gene Ontology annotation, cellular component: extracellular matrix. Gene Ontology annotation, biological process: extracellular matrix organization; collagen catabolic process; proteolysis. Gene Ontology annotation, molecular function: zinc ion binding; metalloendopeptidase activity. NCBI's taxonomy places the organism in Eukaryota, Metazoa, Chordata, Lepidosauria, Squamata, Lacertidae.